AUGCUCAAAAGAACAACCGGUCAUAGUUUAAGGCCACCUCGAACAAUACAAGGCACAAAGCAAUCUGUUCCGCCAUAUCCUAAAAAGGAAGUCAAUGGUAAUGUAAAAACUACUCACAGCAACGAGAUUAAUCAAAGAAAAGUUGGAUGA
Molecule: messenger RNA, 150 nt
Organism: Acaulospora morrowiae
Lineage: Eukaryota; Fungi; Glomeromycota; Glomeromycetes; Diversisporales; Acaulosporaceae
Source: the annotation of a GenBank genome assembly